UCCUGUUUUGGAAUGUUUACUUUUAUCUUCGACGCCCUUGUAGUGAAAUGUUUAUCCUGAAUAUAUAAAAAAUCCUUUUAAUAAGAAUGGAAAACUAUAGGCAUUCAAAGAGGAAAUUUCAUUUGUCAAUGUCAAAUAUGGUGAAAUAAAAAGAUAUAAUGGUUCUCGAUUGUGAAAUGACUACAAAGAUAUGAGCACAGCUUUGUCCUUCAGUGUCCAGAGAGAGAUCCAGUUACGAUUCCUUUGUCCAGAAGAUAUUGAUGAGGUCAAGAAACUUUGCACAGAAUGGUUCCCUAUUGAAUAUCCAGAUACAUGGUAUCAAGAAAUAACUUCUAAUCCAAAGUUUUACUCACUUGCGGCAACAUUCCAAUCCAGGAUUGUAGGUAUUGUUGUAGCAGAGGUCAAACUUUUGUCAUCUCUGAACAAAGAGGAUGCAGACAUUCUAGCACCCCAGUUUCCAUCAACUUCUCAGGUGGCAUACAUUUUAAGUUUAGGAGUUGUAGUGGACUUUAGGAAACAUGGGAUAGCUUCCCUACUGUUGGACAGUUUGAUACAAAGUCUGACCACCAAAGAGAGAUCAAACUGUAAAGCUGUGUAUCUUCAUGUACUGGCCACAAACCACAUAGCUAUCAGGUUUUAUGAGAGACGAAGAUUCAAGGCACACAGUUUUCUACCAUAUUACUACUCCAUUCAGGGAAAACCUCGAGACGCAUACCUCUAUGUGAUAUAUCUAAAUGGUGGUAAAGCACCAUGGUCAUUCAUUGAUUAUAUGAUGCAGUGUGGAGAAGUCGUAACCAAGCUGCAGCCAUGUGCUUUACCUAGCCAGAUCAUAAGGACAGUGAGGGGUUGGAUCUGUCGAUUGUUGGCGGGAGCCACGUCAAACUACAGCAGCUAGCAUCAAGUCACAUGACCUGUGAAAGAUAGAAAUAAACAUGAUUACUAAAAAUAUCUCAUCUGGAGUCAUUGAUUUUAUUUUAUAAAUAGAAAUAGUGCUGUUUCAUUAAAAUAAUAUGUGUAUAUGGUGCCCAGUAUUCAGGGAAAAUAAAGUGGCAGACCAGGACAAAUGUCAAUGGGACUUACUGCAAUAUGAAAUAUUUUGUUGGUUAUACAUGUACAUGUAUGAACAGCAUACACCUUAGCUGGAUUGUACAAUCAAUAGUUCGUAUAGAUCACAUUGUUUCCAAACAAAUUGUCUUUCUUUGCAUAUGUGCAGUGAUUCAGAGUGCAUAUGUGCAGUGAUACAUAUUGCAUAUGUGUAUUGAUUUAGAGUGCAUAUGUCAUGUAUGUGCAGUGAUUCAGAGUGCCUAUGCACAUUGAUUCAUAGUGCAAAUGUGCAGUGGUUCAGAAUGCAUAUGUGCAGUGAUUCAGAACGCAUACGUGCAGUGAUUCAUAGUGCAAAUUUGCGGUGAUUCAGAGUACAGAUGUGCAGUGAUUCUGAUGGGUUGUCUUUAAGAUACAUCAUUUGGUGGGCCAUAGCACAUUUUACUGGAGUCUGUUGAACCUAUAAAUUAUUCAGAAGAAAAAUUAAGUUGAAUCUACAGAUUAUUUUCGGAAGAAAAAUCAAGUAUCAAGCUAUAUAAUAGGAUUUACAUAAGUGACAUUUGCAUAAAUCUAUGUAAGAGGCCACAUUGGAGUAACCUUGUCCAAUGAACAAGGGUAAUGUUGGAAUUGUUUUUCCCCCAAGACAAACUUGACUUUCCAUGAAAUUUUUUUUUACGUUGGAAUAAUGUUAUCUGAUACAGUUCAUGUUACAUUUAUGCAUAAUAGUUUUUUGUAAAUAUAUCAUCGAUUUUUACAUAUGAAUUCCAAAGAAAUUGAUUUUUACUAUUUAUUAUAAAAAUAGUGGUUAAUUUGACUUUUUUUGUCCAUUCAUUCAUGUUGCAUCUUUCUUCAUGACUUUAAUGUAAUUUUUAAAAUAAUCUUUCUUAUACUUAAUGAUAUGUGCAAUUCCAACAUUCAUUUUGUCAUCCCAUUGAGUUUAUGUGGUUUCUAUAGCAGAACAUGGACUUAGAAAAUGACAUAUAUGUUAGAUUAAAAAGCAUAACGAGGGGUUUGGCAAUUUUGUAUGUGCAUCAGUCCUACAUGUAUAACGAUUGAAAUUUAUUGAAUCUUUCAUAGAAAAUGCCACUACUGGUAUUUUAGUCUCUAACACAGAAAAAUGCAACAUGUGACCUGUGUUUUAGGGGGGGAGAGGGGGGGUCUUCUUGUUACCUGACUACUCAUUGAGAAUGACUCGUGACUUCUGGAAAUGUUCAAAACAGACUACUUAUACAUGUAGUUUAAAUUUACUUAAAUCAGACCUGAUGCCCUGAGGCAUUUUUAAGGAUACUCUGUGACUCUAGCUGUGAUGAAAAAAAUGUAUGUUUUAUAACUUACUCCGGCUACCCCUUUAAUAUGUAAUUCAGUAAGGGAGCUACCAUUUGAUUUUUAUGGGGGGGCUAGGAUGAAAAUUUUUGUCCUGCCUUUUUUUUUAGCUGUAAUCUCUGUCCUGCCUUUUUUAUUUUUCACUUUGUUCGGUCCUGCCUUUUUUUUAAAAAGUUUAUCCUGACUUUUUUUACCUAAAUUGUCGUCCUGACUUUUUUUUUUGGCAAGUGUCUCAUCCUGCCUUUUUUUUUUACUCAAAACUCCUGUCCUGCCUAUUUUUUUCAAAUUUCAUCCUAGCCCCCCCAUAAAAAUCAAAUGGUAGCUCCCUAACAUAAACUUCCUUUUGCCUGGUGUUUUAUUAUUUGAAAUUUUAGACAUAUUUAAGUUUAUAUGGUAGAAAGUAUCAAUAAUAUGAAAUAUGCCGUUAUGUAUAAGCCAUUUGAUUGAUCUUGAUAUUAUUUAAAUAUGAACUUUAUAUUAACAAUAUUUUAAUCAUGUUCAAAACAUGCAAUUUUGUUUGCAUUGCAACCGAUGAAAUAUAAGUUUAUUUCAAUUUGAAAAAUGUACUUUUAGGGACUCCCAAUCUUACAGUUGUUGAAGAAUAUUGCAUGUUUAUAUAGUUUGAUAGGAGUUAUGACCCUUGAAGUUGGAAAUAUAAAAAGCCUCAUAACUGCUUAUCCUUUUUUUCUUCCCUUUAAAUUUAGUGGUGUUAUUUCCACGAUUUAGGAUUUAGAUUCAUGAAAGUAGUUUGGUUUCAGUAACUACUUCUUAGUGCAAUAAUCAUGACACAUAAUUAUAAUACAUACAUCAUGUGACCAUGAUAACUAUAUAAUGCAAUAGUAAAUAUUGGAACAUAUUGUCUAUAAUAAUUUUAUCAUUCAUUCAUAACUUUUUUUUACCCUUUUGUUAUAAAAAAUAUUAAAUGCCAUAAGAACUAUUAUAAUAUCAUAAAAAAAUAAAUAAAACAUAGAUUUCCAUAUUUUACAGAGGGGGCAUUCCCUUUUACCCUUGUCUAUCUGUAUGUCUGUACACUUGUCCAAAAGAUGCUCAACCAAAUGUUAUGAAACUUAUACACAUGCUUAUUACCACAAAACACAGAUGGUAGUGUCACAUCAACUGUUCUAGAGUUAUGCCCCUUUACAAAUGGAUAAAAUGAUGAAAUUUUCUUUUCCAUUGGCUAACUUAAGUUUGCCUCAACCAAAUUUUAUGAAACUUAUAAGCAAUACUUAUUUCAACAAAACUCAGAUCAAGUACAAAUUUGGGUGACGCUGGGAACAGUACAUCGAAUAUAUAUUUUCCUGGGUGACGUCACUUUUAUUGUUCUUCAGUUAUAUCCUUUUAUCCCUUUACACAAUAUGCAACCUGCAGGGGCAUCAUUUGUGUCCCAUGAACACAUUAUUUCCUUAUUUAUUUAAGCAAGUAGUAUUUUACUGAAGUAAUUAUUAUGAUUUGGAAAGUGUAGAAAACAAUAAACUUACAUAAAACCUUCUAGUCUGUUUGAUUUUACUGAAAAUUGUAAGUGAUAAAAAAUAAAUUGUAUAUAAUUCAAGAACAGUUUAAUUGUAUAGAAUUCUAGAAAAAAAUUAUGUAUAGAAUUCAAGAAAAAAAUUAUGUAUAGAAUUCAAGAAAAAAAUUGGGUACAGAAUUUUAGAAUAUUUAAUUGUAUAAAAUUUGUUAACUUAUUAUAUACUGACACAAAUGUACCAUAUAUUUAUUAUGACCCUGUAUAAGUAAUGUUUACGAAUGUUUGUAUUCAUUCUAUUUUACAUGUGGUAACUGUCUAUCUGUUAUUGUUUUUGUGUAUAGUUAUGAUUGUUACAGAUUUAUGAACACAGUGUUUUGAUUGGUUUAGUCAUACAUGUAGUAUGAAAAGUUGUAAGUAAAUGCAAGUAUCAUCAUGGUUGAUUAAAUUCUACUGGAAUUUAAA
This is a messenger RNA of Mytilus trossulus (common blue mussel), 4291 nucleotides long. RefSeq names its product N-alpha-acetyltransferase 60-like. The record is from RefSeq and is a predicted model, not a curated record. The transcript is spliced from 6 exons. Gene Ontology annotation, molecular function: protein-N-terminal amino-acid acetyltransferase activity; histone acetyltransferase activity. Gene Ontology annotation, cellular component: Golgi membrane. Lineage: Eukaryota; Metazoa; Mollusca; Bivalvia; Mytilida; Mytilidae. Gene Ontology annotation, biological process: N-terminal peptidyl-methionine acetylation. The coding region runs from base 191 to 895 and encodes 234 amino acids.